AUGGCUACCGCGGAAGUUGAGUCACUCAUAGACGACACGCGCGCACACGUCGGGCCAGUUAUCAAAGCGAUGUCGAUGAACACGCUGAGCACCGACAAUUUCGAUCCCAAGAAGCACAUAGAUUUCACACCACCGGCCAAGACCCUGACGAUGAGCGAUUUGAAACUUCCUGAGGGUACCGGAGUGUCCCCAUUUGCUGUCUCCGAUCCCUUUCAGCUUUUCACUCAGGAGGCCGUGCAACGCAUGAGGGCCGAGAUAUUCAGCAAAGAAGUUUUGGAAAACUGCAAAUACUCGAGCAACCUAGCCCAGUGUCAGCUGAGAGGUUUCGCUGCAAAAUAUGCACCCUUUGUGUACGAUGCGUGGAAGAACCCUGAGACGCUCGCGAUCAUGUCUAAUAUUGCCGGUGUCCAACUUGUAACAGAGAUGGAUUUCGAGAUUGCCCAUAUCAACAUCUCCGUCAAAUCAGAGAAGCAGAAAGCGGAAGAACUUGAGGCAUUCUUGGACAGAAAGCUGACCGAGGACGAUGAGGGUAUUGCCGGCUGCCCAUGGGAAGAUGACAAACCCAUCGUCGACUGGCACACUGACAGCUAUCCUUUCGUUUGCGUUACCAUGCUCAGCGACUGUACCAAUAUGAUUGGCGGAGAGACUGCACUACGCACUGGAAAUGGAGAUGUCAUCAAAGUCAGAGGACCUCAGAUGGGUUGUGCUGUUGUGCUGCAAGGCCGCUACAUCGAGCACCAAGCUCUACGCGCUCUCGGGUCAACGGAGCGGGUCACGAUGGUGACAUCCUUCCGUCCCAAAUGCCACACCUUCAGGGACGACACCGUGCUUACCACUGUCCGCCCAGUCUCGAACUUGUCGGAACUCUACUCCCAAUUCUGUGAGUACCGCCUGGAAAUUCUCGAAGAGAGAAUUCGCAAUAAGCUCAAGGCAAUGAGAGAUGCGGAGAGAAGCGGUAGAAAAAUGAGCACGAAGGCGCUCAAGGCAUUCCUUCAUGAUCAGGAAUUGUUUCUCGCACACAUGAACAAGGAAAUGAUCGAUGAUGAGUUCGUGAUAAAGGGCAGCAUUGACAAUAGCCAUCUUUUCAGCGACUUUGGCGAGAGCAACCGCGCGAGGGUCGAGUGA
Letharia columbiana is the source of this 1125-nucleotide messenger RNA. RefSeq lists its product as uncharacterized. Lineage: Eukaryota; Fungi; Ascomycota; Lecanoromycetes; Lecanorales; Parmeliaceae. The transcript has 3 exons. The coding region runs from base 1 to 1125 and encodes 374 amino acids. The record is from RefSeq and is a predicted model, not a curated record.